AUGCCUGCUCUCACCGGUUCACAAAUUGUCUCGGCGAAGAAAAAUGUAUCAAUCCCUUAUAUUCCUCCUGAAAUUAUUCAAAUUAUUCUCAAUUUAUUGAGGGAUGAUAAAAAAACUAUCGCUGCUUGUACUUUGGUAAAUCAUACUUUUAACCUUCAUGCUACUCCAAUAUUAUAUAAUACUAUCGCGUUUACUUCUCCUCAUGCGUUUACGCUUUUCAUCAAUGUCAUGAAUGACAUUAAACAACGUUGUUCUCAAAUGAUUCAUCACUUGGAUCUUUCCAGUUUCUCUACCUGCGACCUCCAAAAAAGUUCUUUUAAACCUCAAAAGUUUGUCACUCCUGAACUUUUAAUUCAUAUUUUAAGAUCUUUUUCCGAAUUAAAAGCUGUUUCCAUAUCAAAAUCUUUGGAAUUUGUAAUUACCCUUGAUGUUUUAAAAGUUUUAUUUAUAGAAUGUAAAAACAUAAAAACUAUUGAUUUCUGUGGAUGUGCUACUAAACGAUUUAGUAAUGCUUUAGAUAUGUUUUCUAGUUUAAUUGGUCGUGUUAAAAUAGAAUCAAAUUGCAAUAAUUAUGAUGAGACAACGUUUUCUUUUCGCAUGACAUCCCAACCUUUAUUAUCUCAUUUACAAAGACUUUCAUUUCAUGAGUGUCCAGUAAUUUCUGAAUACUCAAUCAUCAUACCUAUCCUCGCUCAUGCUCCAAAUCUUACAUAUCUUGAUUUGGGUGGUUGUUCUAUUAGCGAUUUAACAUUAAACUUUUUAGCUGAAACAAAUAUUCCAACAAAUUUAUCCCAUUUAUUAUUGGCUAAAUGUAAAAAUAUUCCUUCCAAAGCCAUUUCAUCUCUUGUUUCAAAAUGUUCUCGAUUGGAAACUCUUAAUCUUUAUGGUGAUAAAGAUAUCACUACUACAGUUAUUAAUGAAUAUGAUUUAAUUUCUAUACUUCGUUCACCAAACGCAAAGAAUUUUCGAACUUUAGAUAUUGGUUCUUCACAGAUAACACCUUUAGUUUUAACGACAAUUAAAGAGAAUUGUCCAUCUUUACAAAAUCUUGGUAUUUCAAAAGCACAAAUUACUAACUUAAAUUUUAUUAAAGAUCUUUUAAUGGCCUUACCAAAUUUACAAUACAUUGACCUUACUUCCGUUACUUGUUUCAAUCUAUUGGGUUAUAAUCUUUUAAACGCAAAUAGUUUAUUGAUUGAUAUAAAUGAAAAUAACCAUUCAAUUCAUACAAUUGAAAUGAAUGAAUCAUUACUUAAAAAAAUUUAUCCAGUCGAUGGAUGGAUUAUUAAUGCAAAUUAUGCUAAAAGAUGGUAUUACUCUUGUGAAACCUGA
Molecule: messenger RNA, 1332 nt
Organism: Cetraspora pellucida
Lineage: Eukaryota; Fungi; Glomeromycota; Glomeromycetes; Diversisporales; Gigasporaceae
Source: the annotation of a GenBank genome assembly